Cokeromyces recurvatus is the source of this 2031-nucleotide messenger RNA. RefSeq lists its product as uncharacterized. Gene Ontology annotation, molecular function: ribosome binding; ubiquitin protein ligase activity. The transcript is spliced from 5 exons. Gene Ontology annotation, biological process: rescue of stalled cytosolic ribosome; protein ubiquitination. The record is from RefSeq and is a predicted model, not a curated record. The coding region runs from base 1 to 2031 and encodes 676 amino acids. Lineage: Eukaryota; Fungi; Mucoromycota; Mucoromycetes; Mucorales; Mucoraceae.
AUGGAGUCAAAUACAAGUGAUAACAACAAUUCUAUCCAGGCUUCUUCUUCUUCUACUGAGACAAACAAGAAGCGUAAUAAUAAUCGCCGUCGUUACAAUAAUAACAAACGCGAAAAGAAAGAAGAAAAAUCGCGCCAACAUCAAAAAAAGAAAGAACCCUUAAAGAGUUUUAUUAAAAAAAAGCUUACAACUAAUCCAGAAGAAGUUAAUGCUGAUGAAGAAGGCGAAGUAUGUUUUAUCUGUACUCGCCCUAUUGAUUAUUAUGCUGUAGCUCCAUGCGAUCAUCGCACAUGUCAUUUGUGUACGUUAAGAUUAAGAGUAUUAUAUAAAACAAACAAUUGCGCUUAUUGUAAGAUGGAAGCUAAACAAGUUAUAUUUACAAAUGUUGGCGAAAAGCCUUAUGAAGAUUAUAAACCAGAAGAUACACCAUUUUAUGAUAAGAAAUAUGGUAUUAAAUUUGAAACCAAAGAUAUGUAUAAAGAAAUGAAAGCUAUUCUUCAAUAUAACUGUCCUGAACAAGACUGCGAAGAAGCAUUUGAGAAUUGGACUGAACUUAAGCGUCAUGUAAAAAAGGCUCAUGAACGAUUAUGUUGUGAUCUUUGUUUAAGAAACAAAAAAAUCUUUUCACAUGAACAUACUUUGUACACUCAAGCUCAAAUUCAAAAGCAUUAUCGCGAAGGGGAUGCUUCAUUUAAUAAGGAUGAUGAAACUGGAUUUACAGGUCAUCCAGAAUGUGUCUUUUGUAGAACUCGAUUUUAUGGUGCAGAUGAGUUAUUUGAACAUUGUCGAGAUAAGCAUGAACAAUGUCAUCUUUGUGUUCGAAGAGGAAUUCAACAUCAAUACUAUGCUAAUUAUGAUAGUUUGGAAAAACAUUUUAAAAAAGAACAUUAUCUAUGUCCUUAUCAAGAAUGUUUGAACAAUAAAUUUGUUGUAUUUGAUUCUGAUAUUGAUCUAAAGGCUCACGAGGUAAAAGAACACGGAAACUUACUUUCACGUCAACAAAGAGCGAAACAAAGUGAAGCGCGUCGUGUUGAUGUUAACUUGAGUUAUGCUGGUAGCCCUCAUCAACAACAGCGCAGUAAUAAUAGUAGUAGAAAUAGUAAUCCUGUCAAUUUAGCAUCAGCAGAAGAGUUUCCUAAUAUUGAUGGCUCAACUACAACAAAUAAUGUUACAGCACUAUUAGCCUCCAGAUUAGCUUCUACAGUUAUAACGCCACAGGAAGAAUGGCCAAUGUUGGGUGAGGAAAACAAUAGCAAUGUAGCUAGUGGAAGAUCUUCACCUAUCAUUCAUAAUCAUGAAUCAGAUACAGUUAUUGUUUCUCGUCAUGCUGCUGCUCUUGAUCGUAUUGCUGAUAUAUUUAAGAAUGUUGAAAAAGUGAUCAAGUUUCGUCAAUUAGUAACUGGGUUUACUAGUUUAAGCACAAAUACAGCUACUUUUGUUAAUUCAGUUUAUGAUUUGUGCGACAAAGAUGCAGGAAUGGCAGCUAAAGUAUUAACUGGAGCAAAAGAUCUAAUUGAUAACCAAUCUUUAAAAUCUGAUAUGAUCCGAACAUGGAAUCAAAAAAAGAAUUCAUCUUCUCCCUUAAGAGAGGAUGAAAAUGAUGGAAGCCAUGCAUCCAAUGUGUUAGUAGUGAAUCUAGACAAUCAAAGAAGUCAACAACAAAAAAGAAAAAAUAACCCUGGAUAUUGGGAUAAGGUAGCAUCUGCAGCUAUUAAUGCAAGUAGUAGUAGUAGUAGUCGAACCUAUCAUAGUACACCCUGGAGUGGUGCAUCAAGUUCACGUACCAAUUCAGAAAAUGAUUUACAAGCACUAUUUCCUGCCCUACCCUCCUCAGCAGCUAGUUCAUCUAGAAGAGUUGCUAUUAAUUCAAUGAUAAGAAGAACAAAUAAUACAAAUGCAUGGGGAGGAGAACCAUCAUCAAUAAGCAAUAAUCCAAACGAUUCUGAGCUUUCAGAUAAUAAUGAUACCAUAAACAAUAGAAAGAAAAAGGGAAAGAAAGGUAAACAAGUUCUAUUCCGCGUUGGUUUAUAA